Molecule: messenger RNA, 1367 nt
Organism: Diversispora eburnea
Lineage: Eukaryota; Fungi; Glomeromycota; Glomeromycetes; Diversisporales; Diversisporaceae
Source: the annotation of a GenBank genome assembly
AAAACGUUCCACCCACUAUUGCUAGCACAUCUGACACAUCAAGUACAUCAACAGGUGCCGAAAUAAUUGAAAAUGUUGAAAGUGUUCCACACCUGCAAAAGGAACUAUCUAUAUCCAGUGGUUUCGAAACCCUUCAGUUAGGCCCCUCGUCACCCCCUUUCAAAAUCUGGAUCAAGUACGGUGACAGCCGACCAGUUAGACUUACAUUCGACGGAGAGAUUGUAGACGAUUUGAUAGAAUCGAUCAAGAAGAAACUGUCACCCGAUUUGAAUGAUGUGGCCCUUAACCGCAUUACUCUAAGAAAACACGAUGAGGAAACAGACUUACGUCCUGGGCUACCAGUGGAUGAGAGUUUUAAAAACGAUGAUGAAUCUCCUCUACAAGUCAUCGUAAAUGCACCUGUGAUUUCAAAACGUAAACGUGAAGAAUCACCAGAAGAUUUGAGCGAGAUCGUAAAAAGUGCAGUGCGGGAAGAAUUCUCCCGGAAAAAGCCUGCUGAUCAGAUCUCAGCAUCCAGUCUUUCUGAUAAAAGGACUAAUAAGAUCUUGGAUGAUCUUGGGAUAAGGACUGUAAAAUUAUCAGAGAAAGUCUUCCAACCACUUCAACCCAUAACAUAUCAACCGUUCGUAUGGGAUAUGGAAAGGGAAGAAGCUCAACAGAUGUCUAAUAUUGUGACAUGGUUUAAAAAUGCACUAAAGUUGCCAAGGGAUUACCAUGUGAAAGAUAUACAUACGCAAGUGACUCAUCAACAAAAUUUGCCAGAAGCGAACGUCACUAUAACGGGUGGCGCCGACAUAUCCAUUGGACCAAGUGAAACGGAUUGUGUCUGGAUUGAAACUAAGAAAAAAGAAGAGGAUUUUAAAGAAGGUCAAGCCGUGGGAGAGUUAUUCUUAAUAGAUAAGAACCAUCCUAUAAAUUCGAUGGUCGUCUUGACUGAUUGCAAUGAUCGUUGGAGUAUUUUCUUUUUCGCGACAUUGGGAGAUAGAAACGAUGAAAAAUGCAUAGUAAAGGCUAAAAUUGAUGACCGUGGUAUUGCCUUGGCGAUAAUUAAACAAUAUGUAAUUGUAGAAGGAAACAAGUUUUUCAAAUGGUUAGGAAAGGACGCCAGUUAUCAAGUAGAAGUAGACGUAUCUUCACCUCUUCAAAAGAGAAUAAAAUUUUUCGAAUACAUACCUGAAGCUGAUGAUAAUAACAAGAUAAAAGAAGUUGGUGACAUGUCAAGACAGGAAUCAUUAAAUAUUGAUAUCCGCAAAGGGUUAACGAUGUUAAGAAAUUGGUGUAGAUUAGAUGAACAACCACAAGUAGAUAAACUUAUUAGACAAUUUAGUGAUGAUUAUGAAAAUCCUCCACCACAGAUGUUCGCAUAG